GAUGAUAAUAAAGAAGUUCGCACUGUACGAGAAGCUUCGAUAAUGCUUCUAUUGCAUCAUCCUUACAUAGUUCAACUUAAAGAAGUAAUGGCACUACCUCAUCAUUAUUAUAUGUUCUUCGAAUAUGUUAACGGUGGUCAAAUGUUGGAUUAUAUCAUUAGUCAUGGUAAACUAAAAGAGAAGCAUGCCCGAAAAUUUGCGAGACAAAUUGUGAGCGCUUUGGAUUUGAAAAUUGAAAACAUCUUAAUAUCAAAGUCUGGUUCUAUCAAAAUUAUCGACUUUGGGUUAUCAAAUCUUUAUUCUCCGCGAUCUCAUUUAUCCACAUUUUGUGGUUCAUUGUAUUUUGCGGCUCCAGAAUUAUUAAAUGCAAAAUUAUAUACCGGUCCAGAAGUUGAUGUUUGGAGCUUUGGUAUUGUUCUUUAUGUUCUAGUUUGUGGGAAA
Dentiscutata erythropus is the source of this 441-nucleotide messenger RNA. NCBI's taxonomy places the organism in Eukaryota, Fungi, Glomeromycota, Glomeromycetes, Diversisporales, Gigasporaceae. The record is from the annotation of a GenBank genome assembly.